UCCUGCGAAACCUUUAUAUAGUUUCAUUCGGUUCAGCUCUCAAGCCUACGACCGUAGAGCUUCCAAUGAGUUUCUGAGUGAGUAACUUUCGACGCCGAUAAACCGUUCGAAGAAAGUCCCCUUAGACAUUGAAACAUCCCCUUUUUGCUGCACAAGUUUCAUUCCACAAACAACGCUAAUACUAAAAAAAUGGAUUGCAUGUUGUCAUCCAUCACCACAUAUCCUUUCAUGAAUCUGAAAGGAAAGGUACAAAAGAGAAUUUGUGUUACUACCCUGGCGCAUCCUAACACAAGAAUUUGCUAUAGGAAGCUACCCAAGAAUCGCCGUUAUCCGCGUCGCACCAAACUUCCUCCUGACUUUGGCGUCAACUUGUUCUUGCAGAAACCUACAAAUGGAACCGACACGCCCACGGACGCUGAACAAAUAAAUUCAAUUGACGAUCACAAUGAAUCCCCUGAAGAAAAAGAAGAACAAGAAGAUCGUGUUAAUAUUGAUCCUGUUUGGGAAUCAUAUGAGAUUGAAGCAAUAUCGUCACUUUUUCAGGGAAGGAUCCCUCAAAAGCCUGGAAAAUUAGGCAGAGAGAGGCCUCUUCCUCUCCCACUUCCUUACAAGCUACGGCCACUUGGAUUUCCUACGCCAAAGAAACACGUUAAGUCGGCUUCUCCUGAGGUAUCCUCCUCUCGCGCUUCUGUAUCCAAACAAUUAUACAAGAACCCGACCUUUCUUAUUGGCUUAGCCAGAGAGAUUAAAGACCUGGCUUCCGAUGACGAUGUGUCUGCAGUCCUCAAUAAGUGGGCUCCUUUUUUGCUUAAGGGUUCGUUGUCAAUGACAAUUCGAGAAUUGGGUCACAUGGGUCUUCCACAAAGAGCUCUGCAAACUUUCUGUUGGGCUCUGAAGCUGCCUCAGUUGUACCCGGACGAUAGGAUUUUGACUUCGACUGUUGAAGUAUUGGCUAGGACGCGUGAAUUAAAACUGCCCAUCAACUUGGAGAAGUUCACUAUCUCCGCGAAUCGUAGUCUGAUUGAGGCGAUGGUGAAAGGGUUCAUCAAGGGUAGAAGCUUGAACCUUGCUUGGAAGCUCUUUUCAGUUGCUAAGCAAAGUAAAAGAGUGCUGGAUCCAAGCAUUUACGCCAAGUUAAUAUUGGAGCAUGGAAAGAAUCCUGAUGAACACAUGCUUGUAGUGGACUCACUGGAUGAUCUUGGAGAAAGAGAUGAUUUGAAUUUGAGUCAGCAGGACUGUACAGCGAUCAUGAAGGUCUGCGUUAGGCAUGGGAAGUUUGAGAUUGUGGAGAGUUUGUUUAACUGGUUCAAGCAAUCAGGGCGUGAGCCGAGUGUGGUGAUGUACACAACACUGCUUCAUAGUCGUUAUUCCGAGAAGAAAUACAGGGAAGCAUUAGCUGUUGUUUGGGAAAUGGAGGCCAGGGAAUGUCUCUUGGAUCUUCCUGCUUAUCGUGUAGCAAUAAAGCUUUUUAUUUGCCUGGAAGAUGUGUCGAGAGCUGUGAGAUAUUUUUCCAAACUCAAGGAAGCUGGUUUCUCUCCAACAUACGACAUGUAUCGAGACAUUAUUAAUAUGUAUAUGGUUUCAGGGAGAGUGAGCAAGUGUAAGGAGGUUUGUAAGGAGGCGAAGAUGGCGGGGUUUUCAUUGGAUAAAGAAACCUUGUCAAUUUUGUCACAACUGGAGAAAGACAUUUUAGAUUAUGAAUUUAGGUAUUAAUUUACUUCACCAUUUUCAUGCUUAUUAUAUCUUAGAAUAUAUGUAUAAAUUGGUGUUUCCUGUGCAUUGUGACAUAAAUCUCAUUUAUUAAUCUGGCCCCUAAGGGUCUCG
Molecule: messenger RNA, 1824 nt
Organism: Hibiscus syriacus
Lineage: Eukaryota; Viridiplantae; Streptophyta; Magnoliopsida; Malvales; Malvaceae
Product: pentatricopeptide repeat-containing protein At2g01860-like
Exons: 1
Coding region: 190-1713 (507 amino acids)
Molecular function (GO): protein binding
Source: RefSeq, a predicted model, not a curated record